This is a messenger RNA of Suillus plorans, 873 nucleotides long. RefSeq lists its product as uncharacterized. The record is from RefSeq and is a predicted model, not a curated record. Bases 1 to 873 code for a protein of 290 amino acids. Lineage: Eukaryota; Fungi; Basidiomycota; Agaricomycetes; Boletales; Suillaceae. The transcript is spliced from 6 exons.
AUGCCAUCCUGGCAGACACAAACCGAAGCACUUCCCACCCAACAUGCUGGUACUGAAAUAUUUGACAUGUCCUGGAAUUUCAAGGAUGAUCCAAUGCCAACGGUGGAAAGACCGAAUAAAACUCCAUCGGCUGAACCGCACAUGCGAAGCCAAGCGUUUGACAUGUGUUGGGACACUGAGGUAACUCCGGCGCUGACUGAUCCGGCGGAAGCGGCCGUACCACUGAAAGCAGGUCUACCGACGAUCGAUUUGGCGCCGAUCCUCCAGCCGGACACCGAAGAAAAUGAGACCAUCGAUGUUACGGACACCAGAAAGAAUAAGACCAUGGAUAUCACAAUACCCGGCGGAGCCGGUCAAUACGAUAUGUGUUGGAAUGACUGUGCAUCUGCAGAAGCAGUGGGAUAUAUAGGCGAUUUUGACAUGUGCUGGGGCGUUUCACCAAUGGCAGGAGAUGAUCACGUUGAAAGUGGUUUGAUUGCUGCACCGGUGAUUGACUUGGUCAACGCAGCGGACACUCAGGCAUCAUAUGACAUGUGUUUUGAAAAUAUAUUGCCGACCACAUCUCCAGCACCGAGUGAUGGCUCGCCGAGUCAGACAGUCGAGGCAGGCGAAGAAUUGCUGCGCCGAGCCAAUUUGAGGCUGGAAAAUAUUGAUGCUGCGAUGAGUAGGUCUAUGUGUCUUCUCAUCAUCGAACUCAUGUCAAGGAUCGCCGUGUUACAGGAGAUGACCGAGGGCAACGUUGCAGAGAUCUCUUGGACUGCCAACCAGGGUUUGAUUUCUGAUUACCAGGAUGCCCGUAACCAAUUUGUGACAGCCAGCGCUGAUGUCGCGAAAAUUGAACAUCUGAUGAACAUGCACCUGCGAGAUCGAUGA